AUCAAUCUCUUCCUUUCGCAAAAGUCCAAUCCAAUUAACCAUCUCUCUCUUAUCUUCUCAAUGGGAAAUGCAGCAUGCUUCCAAUGCAACAACAACACAAACUCAACCUCUUCAUCAGUGAAGCUCAUAUUCUGGGAAGGCACAGCAAGAUCCUUGAAAGGAAGACACAUAGCUGGUGAGAUCAUGUUUGAGUUCCCUGACAUGAUGGUUUGCCAUGCAGACUCUUUCUUCAUUGGACACCCCAUCCCAGCUUUGUCGAUCGAUGAUCAAUUGAUGCCAGGUCAAACCUACUUUGUCAUCCCUCUCGAUCUCCUGUCCAGCGACACGCUCUCCGUGUCCUCGCUCUCUUCAUUCGGCGGAGGAUCAUCAUCAAGCCCUAGCAACAACAUCAACAAGUCCCCUAUCAAGUUUGGAUCAUGCCCUUUUCAGUACUUGAAGGGUUCUGAUGGAAGGGUCUUGAUCAAGGUCAUGCCAGAGUUCAUCACGAGCCUCAUCAACAAAGGGAUUAGCAAUAAUAAUGGAACCCUUGGUAGUGGUAGCCCCUCUAGCCUGUGUAGUACUCCUGAACUGCAAAAGCACUAUGAGCAGCUCGUGAAGUCAAAGAACCAGGUGUGGUCACCUAAGCUUGAAACAAUUUCAGAGUACAAGAUUAGGUUUUCAGUUUCACCUUGCAGAUACAUAGGUACUCUAGAAUGGAAAGAAAAAGAAAAGUCAGAGGAUGUGCUUACUAGAUAGUGAUCAUGUAUUAAUUAAAUCUUAGAACACAACAUCAAAUUUGUACACUUAAUUUUGAUAUUUUCAUGUAUACAUACAUUAAUUGUUAA
Lotus japonicus is the source of this 824-nucleotide messenger RNA. RefSeq lists its product as uncharacterized. The coding region runs from base 61 to 735 and encodes 224 amino acids. The transcript has a single exon. The record is from RefSeq and is a predicted model, not a curated record. NCBI's taxonomy places the organism in Eukaryota, Viridiplantae, Streptophyta, Magnoliopsida, Fabales, Fabaceae.